AUUAUAAAUAGGCAUUGGUACGCUGCGUUUCAUGACCAAGUUACAACGGUGUACAAACAUCUGAAGACUGAAAAGAGUACUGAAAACACUCCUCAAAAAUGGCCGGUGAAUCCUCGGCGGCUGCAGCGACAUUGGCGGUCUCUCCGGUGACGGAGGAGGAGAUUACUUUGACGGUGAAGUGGAGCGGGAAAGAGUAUACAGUGAGAGUGUGUGGAGACGACACUGUUGGAGAGCUGAAAAGGCGAAUAUGUGAAGUAACCAACGUGCUGCCUAAACGACAGAAGCUCCUUUACCCCAAAGUCGGCUCAAAGCUCUCCGAUGACUCUGCUCUGCUCUCACAACUAUCCCUUAAAUCCUCUCUCAAAAUGACCAUGAUCGGCACCGUUGAAGAUGAUAUAUAUGUGGAUCUAGUGGAUCCCCCUGAGGUUGUGGAUGAUUUUGAACUUGGGCAAGAUGAAGUCAUAGAAAUCAAAGAUAAAGAAGUUAACAAACAGAAACUUCGGAGGCGCAUUGAGCAGUACAAGAUAGUGCUCCGCAACCCAUGCCGUGAAGGUAAAAAACUACUUGUUCUGGAUAUUGACUAUACCCUGUUUGAUCAUCGGUCAUCUGCUGAGAACCCAAUUGAACUGAUGCGACCUUAUCUUCACGAAUUUCUGACUGCUGCUUAUGCGGAAUAUGAUAUUAUUAUCUGGUCUGCAACCAACAUGAAGUGGGUUGAAUUGAAGAUGGGACAACUUGGUGUACUCGAUCAUCCUAAUUACAAAAUUACAGCAUUGCUGGAUCAUUUAGCUAUGAUCACUGUUCAAUCAGAUACUCGUGGGGUCUUUGACUGCAAACCACUUGGCUUGAUUUGGGCACAUUUUCCAGAGUUUUACAGCUCGAAGAACACCAUAAUGUUUGACGACCUACGAAGGAAUUUUGUAAUGAAUCCUCAGAAUGGGUUGGCCAUAAAGCCAUUCAGAAAGGCCCAUGCAAAUCGUGGCACUGAUGAGGAGCUGUUGAAACUCACGCAGUACUUGCUUGCUAUAGCAGACAUUGAUGACCUUAGCAGCAUUGAUCAUAGCGACUGGGAGUCAUUUAAUGAGGACAGUUACAAGAGAAGACGACAAGAAUGAAUGGGGAGAUUGGUUUUAGAACUGUAUCUAUACCCCUUAGGGAACAUGUGGGUCUUAUUUUGUUUGUCGAAGAUGCAAUCCAGUGUGUGUUUUGGUAGGAUCUGAAGCGUCUUCUCUGCUUAACCUGCAAUGGCAUGGUGAUAGGCGGGUUAUAUUAUAUCAAGUCUAAGAAGUUCACAAGGGGUAUUGAAAUUGGACUGUAAAAAUUAUGUAUUCUCCUAACUAUAGGCAUCGGUUUCAUGAUCCAUUUGUUCUAUAAGUGGAUGUGAAACACUGAAGGUCUUAAUUCCUUAAUCCUGACUCUCAGGCUCCAGAGUAAUUCCGAGGGCCUAGUUUGGGGAUAUCGAAUUUGUGAAAUGGUUCCUCGUACUAUACUAUAAUUGGUUGAAGUCUGGAGAUUUUGGUCAAA
Coffea arabica (coffee) is the source of this 1524-nucleotide messenger RNA. Its product is annotated as ubiquitin-like domain-containing CTD phosphatase. Gene Ontology annotation, cellular component: nucleus. Lineage: Eukaryota; Viridiplantae; Streptophyta; Magnoliopsida; Gentianales; Rubiaceae. Gene Ontology annotation, biological process: regulation of proteasome assembly. The record is from RefSeq and is a predicted model, not a curated record. Gene Ontology annotation, molecular function: phosphoprotein phosphatase activity; protein binding.